This is a messenger RNA of Diaporthe batatas, 948 nucleotides long. RefSeq lists its product as uncharacterized. Gene Ontology annotation, molecular function: DNA-binding transcription factor activity. Gene Ontology annotation, biological process: regulation of DNA-templated transcription. Bases 1 to 948 code for a protein of 315 amino acids. The record is from RefSeq and is a predicted model, not a curated record. NCBI's taxonomy places the organism in Eukaryota, Fungi, Ascomycota, Sordariomycetes, Diaporthales, Diaporthaceae. The transcript has 2 exons.
AUGAACCUGCCGGAACUAUACGGCAACGAGAUCGGGUUUCAGCCUUGCAAUUCACAAUCAAGCGACUUUCGGGGUGAGGACAUCAGCAUACUGCCAGUCGAAGAACACAUCGAUGCUUUGGAAAACAUCUUCACCCCAUCGACAUUCACAAACAUCGGCAAUCAUGACAUAUCCAUCCAAGGCAACACUUGGGCGAGCGAAAUACCGGCAGGACUAGAUCCGCCUCCCGUGGGCCCCAUUGAAUCGCCGCCGAUCCCAACGCAUUACAUCUCCAUCCCCUUCACCGCCUCCCCCGAUGGGACCAAGGCCAUAGCAUCCACACCCUGGCAAUAUAAUGUUGGCUCCCUGGAUGUAUCAGUCUCUGAAGCGACAACGGGCGGGAGCCAGCCUUUCCGUCACGCACAUCGCACGGGCUCGCACUACCCCAGCCGGCCCCGCAAAAAGAAGAAGUCCGAUCACCCACAACUCGGACCGUGUCAGGAGCCAAGCAUCAACGGCAACGCUUCCGCACUGACCAUUAAUCUCACCUCUUCUCCCGACUCUGCGACGAAACCCAUGCUAGCUCUCCCUGAUGCCAGCUUUGACUCGGCAGAUACAGAGGCGCAGAUAACCCCGGGGCGACCGCAGAGCUCACGAGCAUCAGUUUCAGCCGGCGAGAAGCGCCGGGCGAGACGGCCACCCACUCCGGCGGCAUCGCUAUCCGACCAGCGCGCUCGAAACCGGAUUGCCGCCACCAGGUGCCGCAUGAAAACAAAGGCCGCGGUUGCGGAGCUCGAAGCCACGGAGAGGAAGAUAUCACUGAAGCACGAAGAGCUUCUGAGGGCCGCCAGGAGCCUGCAGGCCGAUGUGUUCGCGCUCAAGAGCGAGAUCCUGUUGCAUGGCGGUUGCGGCGACGGGCUCAUACAGAAGUACCUGAAUAAGUCGGCCGAGUCUUUAGCGAGUGGGUGA